This is a messenger RNA of Fukomys damarensis (Damara mole-rat), 2587 nucleotides long. RefSeq names its product sorting nexin 10 (gene Snx10). Gene Ontology annotation, biological process: intracellular protein transport. Bases 133 to 738 code for a protein of 201 amino acids. Lineage: Eukaryota; Metazoa; Chordata; Mammalia; Rodentia; Bathyergidae. Gene Ontology annotation, molecular function: phosphatidylinositol binding. The transcript is spliced from 7 exons. The record is from RefSeq and is a predicted model, not a curated record.
UCACUUGUGGCAUUAAAAAAACAAAACAAAACAAAACAUAUUAUGAAAUUGAGCCUGACAUCAACCUGAUAGCAAAUAUUGAGCCCUGGAGAACUCAAACUUCUGACAGAUCGAUCGUGUCCUGUGCUGAAGAUGUUUCCAGAACAACAGAAAGAGGAAUUCGUAAGUGUCUGGGUCCGAGAUCCUAGGAUUCAGAAGGAGGACUUUUGGCAUUCUUAUAUUGACUAUGAGAUAUGUAUUCACACUAAUAGCAUGUGUUUUACAAUGAAAACAUCCUGUGUACGAAGAAGAUAUAGAGAAUUUGUGUGGCUGAGACAGAGACUGCAGAGUAAUGCACUGCUGGUGCAACUGCCGGAACUUCCAUCUAAAAACCUGUUUUUCAAUAUGAACAAUCGCCAGCACGUUGAUCAGCGUCGUCAGGGUUUGGAAGAUUUCCUCAGAAAAGUCCUACAGAACGCACUUUUGCUUUCAGAUAGCAGCCUCCACCUCUUCCUGCAGAGCCAUCUGAACUCUGAGGACAUCGAGGCAUGUGUUUCAGGGCAGACCAAAUACUCAGUGGAAGAAGCCAUUCACAAGUUUGCCUUAAUGAACAGACGUUUCCCUGAAGAAGAUGAAGAAGGAAAGAAAGAAAACGAUGUAGAUUAUGAUUCAGAAAGUUCAUCCUCUGGGCUUGGACACAGCAGCGAUGACAGCAGUUCACAUGGAAGUAAAAUAAGUACAGCUCCACAGGAAUCUUGAAAAAUAAUUCGAAUGUUACUACAUUAGGAAUACAAAUUGUGUCCAGUCAUAGAGAAGAAAGCUUGCUAGUAAUAUAUUCUUACCUAAAGCUCAGUCAUGAUAUUCUGUAUUUAAAUUGUUAAAGAUGGUGGCUUGUUUAUUAGUGGUACGGUAUUUUUAUGUUGUCUAAUUUUAGCCAAGCUUCUGUAUAAAGCUAAACGUCUGUGAAUGCUAUACUUUCCUUUAUUGCCAAGUAUUAUUGAUAAAUAAGAUCCUGCCUUCCAAAGAAAUUAUUUGUAUGUUUAAAAAAACUAGCUGGUUUUAUUGAGUUUUAAAAGAUAGUAUAUAGGUAGCAUUUAAAAUCCAGCUAGAGCAUUCCUUCUGUAUCAAGGGGGCAGUUACUGUAAACACAGCGUGUGUGGUGUUAGCCAGUGAGGAGGACCAAGACUGCCUCAGAUAUGUGGCAGGUAUUUUGUAGAUAUCUUUCCUGCACUGGCAAAAACUCUUUGCCUUUGAGUAUUUGAUGAAAUAUUUAACAAUAAUUAAUCUUUCCAGUAUUCUAUUUCACAUUUUGAUGGAAAAUGUAUCUUAUGAAUAGAGAUGUAUUAAGAUAAUGUUUACAUCUUAGAAAAAACAGAAAUAGUGUUAGUCAUUUUACUUAUAUUUGCAAUAUGUAUAUUCAGAAAUACAUUUUUGUUGUCUAAAACCAGCUUAAACAAAUUGUUUCUAGAAAGAAAUCAUUUGUUUUCAUUAUUAUUGUGUCAUUAGAAUUACAGGUUAAUGUUUUAUUUUCUGACCAAAUAUGUAAAUUUUUUAUCACUACAUAAGUUUCAUUAUCAAUGAUGGCUCCUUACUACUACUUAAAGUCAGAAGGAUCUUACAAAAAUUACUAAAUUUAAUUUUACCAAUAAAUAGUCCCUUAAUUUUGAAAAGGAUGUGAACUUGCUAAUUUCAGAGUUCAUUAUUCAUUUUUAAAAAAGGCUUUUCUUUUGGGGCAUUUACCUGCAGGUUGGUAUUUUAAUAAAAUGUCUGUAUGUGGGUACGUGGUCCAAAGAUAAAAAUGUUGUAGAUAAACUACUUUGAACUUCAAAUUUCAGAUGAGGCAGCAUUUUUCUCAAGAUAAUGAUCCAAGUUUUUUCCUGACUGAAUGUACAAAAUAUCUCUGAAUCUAAAGCAAAGAUAUUUUCACAUAACUGGGAUAACUUGUUGCUUUUUUAUUUUAACUAAGAGUAUAGCUAAAAGUUAUAUUAUUCAAAAGUAUUCAAAAUGCUUGUUUCAAAGAACUAACAGAAAAGAACAUAAAAGUAAGGUCCAAGAAAAAAUUAAUUUAGAUUAAGAAUGAUUUAUUUAAUUUCUCCUUUCUUGAUCUAAAAAUUAUUACACUUCGGUAACAUUUUGAUUUAAUGUACCUUAUAUUCUAUUAUUUUAUCCUCUAAGACUCACUGUUUCAAUGCAGGAAAAAAAAAUUAGGAGUUAUUUUCCUACUAUGUAAAGUUUGCCAUGAGGCAUCAACGCAGUCUGCAGCUCCUCACCAGUAUGGGUUUGAAUUCAUACUGUUUCUGUUUCACAGCACUUUGAAGAGCAUAUACUGUGCCACCAAUUGUCAUAUUAUUUUUAAAUGAUGUAACACAGCCAUCAAAUUAAGAAAUGCCUCGUAUCUGGGAUGUAAACUUAAUGUGCUCAUUGUUGUCACAUUAAACAAGUAAAAUAUCAACUUUGCUGGAUCACUUAUUUUCCUUAAAAUAUUUCUUUUGACUUAGACAUAAAUUCAGUGUGUUUUAAAAUGAUUGGUAAUUUUUAUUGGUAAUUUUUAUAAAGAACUUUGGUAAAACUUUAAUAUUCACUUCAGUUGUACAUAUUUACCUUGGUU